This is a messenger RNA of Zeugodacus cucurbitae (melon fly), 1049 nucleotides long. RefSeq names its product nucleoporin Nup37 (gene Nup37). Gene Ontology annotation, molecular function: protein binding. Gene Ontology annotation, cellular component: nuclear pore outer ring. Lineage: Eukaryota; Metazoa; Arthropoda; Insecta; Diptera; Tephritidae. The record is from RefSeq and is a predicted model, not a curated record. The transcript has 3 exons. Bases 96 to 1049 code for a protein of 317 amino acids.
UCGAUAAGUAUCGAUUACCAAUAGUAAACGAUACGCGCCAAGUCUACAAGUGUCUAGUACAAUUUUAAGUUUAUUUCUAUAUUUAUAAAUAAAUUAUGCGAAAUUCUACAACACCAACGCACACUCUGAGUUUUCCAGAGCAAUUAGAGUGUUUUGAAUUUUGUAAUAGCGAUUUUGCAAGUAAUUUGGUAGCGCUUGCUAGUCAUAAGAAGAUUAUAUUGGGUCUCAUAAGUUUGCCGGAAGAAUCUGGCUGCUUUGAUUGGAAGCGUAUAAAAGACUUGUAUCACGAAAGUCGCUGUGUUUCAUUAUGUUUUGCGCCCGAGACUUCAUUGGCAGUGGUGCCGAAAUCGGUUAUAUUUUGCGCUGCUGGCUCCGAUUUUCGUUUACGCAUAUUUCGCACAGAUCUGCAAAACUCUGACACCGUGCAAAUACUCAAUGGACAUAGUAAUUAUAUCAAUGAGGUUAUAUGGGAUUGCAAUGGCGAGUUCCUGGCAUCAGUCGGCGACGAUAACACUUGCCGUAUUUGGGAUACCAAAUCAAAUUUUGAAAACACUAUAACAUUUCAUUUGCUGUCAGCUGGUAUGUCGGUGAAAUGCCAUCCGGAGGAACCACGUAAAGUAAUAGUAGCGGAAAAGCGCGGUGUUAUACACCUAUACAACAUACAAACACAAGCAGCAGUGAUAUCGGUAGAAGCGCAAAAGUCACCGCUAAAAUCAGUGGAUUGGUGUCCAUUAAAUCGCAUGUGCAUAACAGCGCUCGUAGCCGGCGAUAUAAUAUCGUGGGAUUUGCGACGACCAACGCCCAUCGAUGUAAAACAGGUCCAUGAAGAUGGUGGACAAAUUGUGCGUAUAGCGCCAAAUGCAGAGACGGUGGUCGCAAGUGUUGGACGUCCGGAUGUGGCGGUUAAAGUUUUCACCGCAAAGUCGAGAAUACCUUUAGUCGAUGCGACGCUUAAGCUAUACGGGGGCCUGUCUUGGCACCACCGCUUACCCUACAUAGGAGUGGCAACAGAUCGCAAAUUAUGCUUAUGGAAGUUGCAAAUUAAAUAA